AUGGAAAUCGUAUCUGCUCCUGAGGGGGUAACAGAAUGUGAUCCACCAGUGAUCCAGUUGGAGCAUGAGCCAGAGCCAGCGGCUCUGUCAGAAACAACAGCAGAAGAGGAAGAUGACCAACUUCCCGGGCCAACACAUUCCUAUAUCCUCUACAUUGGGAACUUGAACCCCAAAUACUCACGAGAAGUUAUCUGCAGCAUGCUAAAGGACAUUUUAGGCACGGCCAGCAUCACCCUCCAGAGGCACAACAUCGAAGUGAUCCGGAAACGCAGGCAGGCCUAUGCCCUUGUGCAGGUGGCAACUGAUGUGAGCUUGGAGCACGUCCUAAAACAGUUGCUGCUGGCAUCGGAAUCGGAGCAACACUUGGUCAAGGAGCUGGUGAAGAAAGGCAAAAACCUGGUUGUGGGACAAGGCAAGGCGUUUGGAUUGGGGGCCAACAAUAGCAGAGAGACUGACUCCCUAGGGAGCAGCUCGGAAUCUCGUCUAGGAGGGUUGCAGGGGCCUGAGAGGCGGAUGAAACCACCAGCCAACGAAACCCAGACUAACACCAGCAGAAGGUUCGCUCAGCACGCUUGGAGGCUGACAAACCGGCCGGCGGCCUUUCUGAGCGGCACUCGUUCGGACAGCGCCAUCGUCCAGAAAGAGAUUGUUGGCAAGGAGUGCCUCUUCUAUGGCGCUUUCAUGGGGAGCGAGACGCGGAACAUGGAAUUUAAACGUGGAGGCGGGGAAUAUCUGACCGUCACUCUGAAGCAUCACGUGCGGAAAUAUGUGUGCGCAUUUCUCAACAGCGAAGGGGGAAGCCUUCUCGUGGGGGUGGAAGACGACGGCUUCGUGCUGGGGGUCCGCUGUGACCACAAAGAUGAAGACAGGGUCCGCCUCCUCAUCGACUCCAUUCUGAAGGGUUUCAAACCGCAGGUUUUCCCAGCGGCUUAUACGCUGAGUUUCAUCCCCGUCAUCAAAGCCGAAGACACCGGCAUCUUCCUGAAAGUUAUCCGGUUAACUGUUCAUCCUCCCAAACAGCACGGGGAACCUCUCCUUUAUGAAACAGACCAAGGGGAAGUGUACAUCCGGCGAGACGGCAGCAUUCAAGGCCCCCUCUCUGGGAGCGCCAUUCAAGAGUGGUGUCGGCAGAAAUGGACAGAGGAGCUCAAGAAGCUGGAGGGGAAAAUAGAGCAUUUGUUGAAGGAGAAGGAGAUGAUGCGGCAGCAGGUGCAACAGGAUACCAGCCCGCGAUGCUGUGUCCCCAGGUAA
Molecule: messenger RNA, 1251 nt
Organism: Euleptes europaea (tarantolino)
Lineage: Eukaryota; Metazoa; Chordata; Lepidosauria; Squamata; Sphaerodactylidae
Gene: SLFNL1
Product: schlafen like 1
Exons: 3
Coding region: 1-1251 (416 amino acids)
Source: RefSeq, a predicted model, not a curated record